Messenger RNA from Oenanthe melanoleuca, 4248 nucleotides. It is a transcript of the gene GLRA1, whose product is annotated as glycine receptor alpha 1. The transcript is spliced from 9 exons. Gene Ontology annotation, molecular function: transmitter-gated monoatomic ion channel activity; glycine binding; transmembrane signaling receptor activity. Gene Ontology annotation, biological process: chloride transmembrane transport; chemical synaptic transmission; signal transduction. The record is from RefSeq and is a predicted model, not a curated record. Bases 912 to 2264 code for a protein of 450 amino acids. NCBI's taxonomy places the organism in Eukaryota, Metazoa, Chordata, Aves, Passeriformes, Muscicapidae. Gene Ontology annotation, cellular component: postsynaptic membrane; synapse; plasma membrane.
GAGGCUGAAUUACCCCCUCCCCUCUGCCUUCCCUCUCUCCACCUCCCCCUCCUUUUUUUCCCUUCUUUUCGGUCCUUUUUUUUUUUUUUUUUUAGUUUAGUAAAUUAAUGCAGCAAGAAACUCCCAAGAUCUGGCGAGUCCUAGCAAGGGAGAGAGGGCAGAGGGGAGAUGAGAUGCAUUAGGAGGACACUGAACCACUUUCUUUCCGAGUACAAUGGAAGUGCUUCCCAAGAAACUUCCCCUUCGCUCCCCUCCGCUCUAACCCUGAGCAAUGGGACACCCCUACAGCAGCAAUAACUUAUUCGGCAGGAAAAUAGCCCAGGAAGCAGGAAUCAACAGCAGCCAAACGGCGGGCAGGAAAGCGACACAACCGGGACUGCAGCACGGCUCCACACUGACAUAUUCCUGUGGAUGUAAUUAGGAAGACACUCCGGCCAGCAGCGGAGAUUAAACCCUGGGUUGUUGAGGGUCGUCGUCCCCCCCUCCCACCUCACCGCCAGCACCCUGAUGGCAAACCUACACCCGCUGCGUCCGCCCCUGUCGCCAGCCUGAUGUCCGGAGCGACAUCCCGCUGAAGGGAGGGUUCCGUGCGGGCAGCCCGGAGCCCCGGCCCCGAGCAGCACUGCAGUGGCGGUGGCGGGGCCCCGGCGGAGGAGGGACGAGCCGAGGCAGCGGCGGAGCGGAGCCGGCGCUGUCCGCGGUGCUGCCGCUGUCCGCGGUGCUGAGCGGGCGCGCACCGGGCGCUGUCCGCGGUGCUGAACGCGCCCGCCCGCCCGCCGCUGUCCGCCCGUGCCCCGGGGCUGUUUCGCUCUCCCCACCGCUUCUCCCCAAGUGCCCGGUUACUUUAUUGGCCAACCCCACCGGCCCACCCCUCACGGAGUACAAAAAAAACAACAGCGAGAGCUGGAAAAAUGUGCAACGUCAACGCGCUCGGAGUCUACGUGUGGGAGACGAUCGUUUUCUUCAGCCUGGCAGCCUCCAAGGAAGCUGAAGCAGCAGCUCGAUCUGCCCCCAAACCCAUGUCUCCUUCUGAUUUCUUGGAUAAGUUGAUGGGGAGAACUUCAGGAUACGAUGCCAGGAUCAGACCAAAUUUUAAAGGCCCACCAGUGAACGUCAGCUGCAACAUUUUCAUCAACAGCUUUGGUUCGAUUGCAGAAACAACCAUGGAUUACAGGGUGAACAUCUUCCUGCGGCAGCAGUGGAACGACCCCCGGCUGGCCUACAACGAGUACCCCGACGACUCCCUGGACCUGGACCCCUCCAUGCUGGACUCCAUCUGGAAGCCUGACCUGUUCUUUGCCAACGAGAAAGGGGCCCAUUUCCACGAGAUCACCACGGACAACAAGCUGCUGAGGAUCUCCCGGAACGGCAACGUCCUCUACAGCAUCAGGAUCACGCUGACCCUGGCCUGCCCCAUGGACCUGAAGAACUUCCCCAUGGACGUGCAGACGUGCAUCAUGCAGUUGGAAAGCUUUGGCUACACAAUGAAUGAUCUCAUAUUUGAGUGGCAAGAAAAGGGAGCAGUACAAGUUGCUGAUGGGCUGACGUUGCCUCAGUUUAUCCUCAAAGAAGAAAAAGACUUGAGAUACUGCACGAAGCACUACAACACAGGCAAGUUCACCUGUAUAGAAGCUCGUUUCCACCUGGAGAGGCAGAUGGGCUAUUACUUGAUCCAGAUGUACAUCCCCAGCCUGCUGAUUGUCAUUCUGUCCUGGAUCUCCUUCUGGAUCAAUAUGGAUGCUGCACCUGCUCGUGUGGGGCUGGGGAUCACCACCGUGCUCACCAUGACCACGCAGAGCUCUGGCUCCCGAGCAUCACUGCCCAAGGUGUCCUAUGUGAAGGCCAUUGACAUCUGGAUGGCUGUGUGCUUGCUGUUUGUGUUCUCUGCCCUUCUGGAAUAUGCUGCUGUCAACUUCGUGUCUCGGCAGCACAAAGAGCUGCUCAGGUUCAGGAGGAAGAGGAGGCAUCAUAAGGAGGACGAAGCUGGCGAAGGCAGGUUCAACUUCACUGCCUAUGGCAUGGGGCCAGCUUGCCUACAAGCCAAGGAUGGCAUCUCUGUCAAGGGAGCCAACAACAACAACACGGCCAACCCGGUGCCGGCGCCGUCCCGCUCGCCCGAGGAGAUGAGGAAACUCUUCAUCCAGAGAGCCAAGAAAAUCGACAAGAUCUCCCGCAUCGGCUUCCCCAUGGCCUUCCUCAUCUUCAACAUUUUCUACUGGAUCAUCUACAAGAUUGUCCGCAGAGAGGAUGUGCACAACCAGUGAGGGGAGGGGAGCAGCCGGGAGGGAGCGAGCAAUCCUUUAUAUAUGUGCAAUAGCAAUGCAGCAAUGCAUGAAUUUAAGAAUGCGGCAAUAUCUACUAAAAAAAAAAACACACAAAAAAAAAAAGGGGGGGGCUGGUAGGGGACUUUUAAUCAUGUGAAUUGAGGGUAACUGGCACAGGGAGGAGAAAAGAAGCUCUUGAUCUGGGGAGAGCAGGGUGGGAGUUAGUUUUACAGCAUAGGAAGAUGUGGAUUGCUCCAGCAAUCCAAGCAGUGUAAUAUAGUAAUAUAUAUUCAUGCUUAAUUAUAAUGCAAAAAGAAAACAAAAGAAAAAAAAAGACCAACAAAAAAAAAUACUUUUUUUAGCCUAUUAACAGCUUAGAUUCUCAAGUCACUGGAAUGAUUCAUGAUUCCAUGAGCAGAAUUACUGCAACUACGCUUUAUCUGACUUUUGCUAUAGAAAGGCCAUUCCAGUCAAGCACGUGGGGGGAAAAGCCCUAACAAAAUGGGAAAAACCUCAAAAAAAUCAUUCUGUGCUUCUCUAGGUUUUGCACUUUGAAAACUGGAUAGAUGGGGAAACUUAAGAAAGAGGCUGUGGAUCGCUGUUUAUUUUAUAUAUUUACUUUUUUUAGUCACGGGUUUGCCGAUCAAACACUUUGUGACUUUUGCAUAGAGGAAAGCAAAUACAUUAUCUCUCUCAUCCCCACCAGAGAGCAUCCAAAGGAAACCCGAGAAGGACAUCAGGGCCUUCAUCAGAAAUCACAGGUACCUUCUGUCCUUUUAAACAACCUGGCAGGACUUGAGCCCCGGGAGGCAGAAAUAUUCAGAACGCUAGAAAUGAUGAAGAAUUUUUAAAAAAGUUUUUUAUUUGUUCGGUUUUUUUUUUUGUUUUUCUUUUCCAAACCCCUUUCUGCCAUGUUUGUUUACAAUGGGGGGAUGGAAGCAAUUGUAUUUUAAAUAUAGAGAAAACAGGCAUCUUGAUGGCCUGUUUGACAGGACCGGGCGUGUGGCAAUACUGACAGUGAGGGGGGUGGGGGGCAGGUGUGUAUAGAGAGAGCAGCUUUUAUUUUCUGACAUUUCAUAGCAGUUAUAUUAAUAGUGAAGCUGGGCCGAAGGACCCAAAAUUCUAUUUUUGUAUCUAUUUUGGUGCUGCAUUUACCUUUAACACGGAUGGGAAGAUGGAGCAGGCUGCUUUGCCCCUCUCUGCCUGGCAGAGACGUGGGGGAGGCUGGCACAGCUUGGUGGGGAUAGGGAAAGGGGGGAGGGAGGUGGGAAGGGGUGGGCAGAGGGGUUUCUCUUUGCCCAAGAGGUAGCACAGGUUGGGAUUGGUGUUUGGGGUGGGGAGAAAUGUGCCAAACGCCUCUAGGGCGUUACUUGAAAGCCUGGCUGGGUCUGUGGGCAAGCCAAGGGCUUGAUGUCCCACUUGUCCCUCUGGGCCCCUGGGUGUGAGCUGGCUGCAGCACCCAGGGUGACUGUUGUGUUUGUUUGCACUUUAGGGAGAGAGGUGAGAGAGAGCACGAGGGAAGAGACAAUCAGUCUGCACUGAAGCACUUGGGGUCAGGGCUGGGUUAGGCGCCAAAAAAGGCAGAGAGAAGAGUGGUACCCAUGGGAUCCAUCCUCUCUCCUCCCUCUCCUGCUCAGGAUGGGAGCAGAGCUGGGCUGGGCUGUGAAUCUCCAGGCUCCCUCCUGCAGGGGCUGGAACAGCUCACAGCAAAGUGCCCUGGGGCACUGCCAGCCUGGCCCAGGGCAGCAGCACCAGAGCCUGGGAUGGGAGGCUGCAUGCUGGGUAUCCCAGCCAGCACAGAAAGAAGCAGGUGAGAGGAUGAGGGAGCCAGGGACCUGCCAGCUGUCCUGCAGAGGGGUGAUGCCAGGAGGAGAAACACCAGAGAAAACACCAGGGUUUGCUGGGGUUGGGUAGAGGGACAUCCAUCUCCAAGGCUGCCAAUUCAGCACCUUUCACCAGCACUAAACACACUUUAGUUUAAGAG